AUGACGGCAAACUACGUCAAGAACCGUCUGCCUUCACCUAAAGUUAUGCACAAGACUCCGUUCGAGAUCGUCCACAACUCCAAGCAAAAUGUCAAGCACAUGCAGGUGUUCGGUUGUCAAGUUUGCAUACUGACACCGAAGGAGAAGCGGCCCAAGUGGGACCCCAAGGCUCGCACUGGGAUAUCCUUGGGCUACGAAGAAGCAUCCAAAGCGUAUCGCGUUUAUGACAUCGAGGCGGGGCAGGUGUUCAUCAGUCGCGAUGUCAACUUUGACGAGUCCGCCUUUGGACUUUCGCCGCCUACCACCGCUGAAGACGCCGAUGACCUUGACUUCGACUCCCUCGAUCUGGAUGAUGAAGCGCCAGGUCAAGCGCAGUACAAGCAAACAGACAAGUGCAAGAGUCGUCCCCAUGAUGAAGGAGUAAUAGCUCCACCCGCGCGCACAGUGCGUCAACGGCCUGGACUGGAAGAAUCAAGUGCGCCAGACAACCACACGACCCACCAAGUAGAAGAUGAAGAAACAAAGAAUGCUGAUGCAUCGACUCCGCCUGUGUUUUGGCGUGCGAGUGCGAACGCCAUCGAAACAGCAGUGGACUUAUCCGAGCCAUCGACUUUUGAAGCUGCGGUGAGCGGUCCUGAUCAAGUGCAUUGGCGCGAAGCUGUCCGUGCGGAACUUGAGUCGAUGCGACUUCGUGAAGUAUUCCGCGCAGCCAAGCUACCUGAAGGAUAUCGCGCCAUUGGCACGAAGUGGGUCUUCAAGAUCAAACGCAAAGCGGACGAAUCAAUUGACAAGUACAAGGCGCGUCUUGUGGCAAAGGGUUUCAAGCAACAAUAUGGGAUGGACUACACGGAAACAUUCUCGCCCGUCGUCAAGUACGUGACGCUACGCAUGGUGAUUGCAGUCGCCAAGUAUUUCGGAUGGACCAUCGACCAACUUGACGUUGUGACGGCAUUCCUGUAUGGCGUCAUGAAGGAACAAGUGUUCUGA
Peronospora matthiolae is the source of this 987-nucleotide messenger RNA. Lineage: Eukaryota; Oomycota; Peronosporomycetes; Peronosporales; Peronosporaceae. The record is from the annotation of a GenBank genome assembly.